AUGGUUAAAACAAUAAAUAGAAAUAACGAUGAUGAUGAUGAUGAUGAUGAAAAAGAUGAGUAUUUUUGUUUCGUAGGUGAUUGUAGAGAGAGACUAGGGUACCCAAUACCAGUGGGAUAUUUUGGGAAUUGCUUAACAUUAUGUUUUGUAGCUGUUAGGAAAAAGGAUUUGAAAGGAGAAUAUGGUUUUAUGAAUGGUGUCAAAUCCAUUCAAAAUGCAAUAACAGAGAUUAAAAAUAAUCCAUUGAAAGAUGCAGAAGAAUGGGAUGCUAUGUUUAAAAAGGUUUUUAUGUCUGGAAAUCAUUUUGGAGACAAAGAUAGUGGACUUGAAGUUGGGUUGAUAUUUAAAAUAGAGGAAUUGAAACAUUUAUAUUCUUUCAUUGAACAAGGGCUCGAAGCUUUCAAAUUCUAA
Molecule: messenger RNA, 411 nt
Organism: Vicia faba (fava bean)
Lineage: Eukaryota; Viridiplantae; Streptophyta; Magnoliopsida; Fabales; Fabaceae
Source: the annotation of a GenBank genome assembly